This is a messenger RNA of Miscanthus lutarioriparius, 582 nucleotides long. The record is from the annotation of a GenBank genome assembly. NCBI's taxonomy places the organism in Eukaryota, Viridiplantae, Streptophyta, Magnoliopsida, Poales, Poaceae.
AUGCCCCUGCAUCUCCUCUGGUCGCCACUCCCCAACCAGCUGAAACAGAUGCCGCUGGUGCUCAAGAGAUCGCCACUGGUCGCCUCCCUCUCCAUCACCGUGGGGACAAGCUGCUGCUCCCCCUCGUCAGUAACCACCAAGACGGUCAUAUACCUCUCCACCGCUGUUGGUAUUGGCAGCGGACCUCCACCAUCAGUCGAUGCACACACCAUCCAUGAAGAUGAGGGUGUGUGCAGGGAGGUGAGGUGGUCACUGGACUCCACGCUGCUGGUCACCACCCUCUCCACCACCACGGGGACAACUCCCCCAUCGGUUGUCAGCUCGCUGGUCACCUCUCACUCCACCGCUGCGGCAACUAGUAUCAGACCUCCCACAUCGGUUGUCGCCCUCAGCACCAAUUCCUUUGAGAGUGUGCAGGGAGGUGAGGUGGCCUCCUCGAGGAAUAGGCUAUCACAUUCUAGUUCAGCGCCAUCACUAUCUCUUCCUCGCCGAUCAUCGCAUCAACAAGUGUAUCCUCUAGCAUCGCGCUUCUCCAUUGCCACCAAAAUCUCAGCAUCAAGGUGCAUGCUUGGUGCCUACUGA